Pelobates fuscus (common spadefoot toad) is the source of this 1693-nucleotide messenger RNA. RefSeq names its product AGBL carboxypeptidase 4 (gene AGBL4). Gene Ontology annotation, molecular function: metallocarboxypeptidase activity; zinc ion binding. NCBI's taxonomy places the organism in Eukaryota, Metazoa, Chordata, Amphibia, Anura, Pelobatidae. The record is from RefSeq and is a predicted model, not a curated record. The coding region runs from base 53 to 1546 and encodes 497 amino acids. The transcript has 13 exons. Gene Ontology annotation, biological process: proteolysis; protein side chain deglutamylation.
UGACUUGCCCAGUUGCCAUGGCAACGGAAAGAAGCGUCUCCGGGCUGUGCCGAUGACAACAAAAAUGGCGGCGAGCAGCGGGAGAGCCCAGACAGGAAUCAAAUUGGACAACGAAGCCAACAUAUUGGGAAAUAUUAGCAAACUGAGUGUUUCUCCUCCUGGGUUUUGCGGUCUACCCAAAAAGGGACAUCUCAUUUUUGAUGCCUACUUUGAAAGUGGUAACCUUGGCAGAGUAGACUAUAUCUCAGAGUUUGAAUAUGACCUCUUCAUCCGACCUGAUACAUGUAACCCACGAUUUCGUGUAUGGUUCAAUUUUACAGUGGAGAAUGUGAUAGAGUCCCAGAGGGUCAUUUUUAAUAUUGUCAACUUCAGCAAAACCAAAAGCCUUUAUCGAGAUGGGAUGGCUCCAAUGGUGAAAUCAACCAGUCGCCCAAAGUGGCAACGGCUCCCAUCCAAAAAUGUUUAUUACUACCGCUGUCCAGAUCAUCGUAAGAACUAUGUCAUGUCAUUUGCCUUCUGCUUUGACAGAGACAAUGAUGUGUAUCAGUUUGCUUAUUGUUACCCAUAUACGUAUACUCGCCUGCAACAUUACCUGGAGAACUUGGAUCGAAGAGGUCUCGACUAUGUCCAGCGAGAACUGCUUGCCCUCAGUGUGCAACAAAGAAGAGUUGAUCUUCUGACCAUAACUAACCCCGUGAACCUGGUGUCGAAAGCCAAGCAAAAGGUCGUGUUUAUAACGGCGAGAGUGCACCCCGGGGAAACGCCUUCCUCCAUUGUCUGUCAGGGUAUCAUUGAUUUUCUUGUGAGUCAGCAUCCAGUUGCAAAAUGCCUGAGAGAUUAUUUUGUUUUCAAGAUAGCACCCAUGCUUAAUCCAGAUGGAGUCUACCUGGGCAAUUACAGGUGCUCCUUGAUGGGUUUCGAUCUUAACAGACACUGGCAAGAACCCUCUCAUUGGGGUCACCCCACCUUGUACGGAGUGAAACAGCUCAUCUUAGAGAUGCACCAUAGUCCGAAAAUCAAUCUUGAGUUUUACAUUGAUAUACAUGCCCACUCAACCAUGAUGAAUGGAUUCAUGUAUGGAAACAUCUUUGAAGAGGAAGAACUCUUUCAGAGACAAGCCAUUUUUCCAAAGCUACUUUGUCGAAACGCUGAAGAUUUCUCUUUUUCCAGCACAACAUUUAACAGAGAUACCAUGAAAGCUGGGACAGGGAGACGCUUUUUGGGAGGCCUGCUAGAUGACUCUUCAUAUUGCUACACCCUGGAGGUCUCAUUCUACAGCUAUAUGGUGGGGGACUCUGUCAUGCCCUACACAGAGGAAUCCUAUAUGAAGCUUGGAGGAAACGUAGCAAGGACGUUCAUGGAUUACUAUCAGUACUGCGGCACAAUGGCAGAACCCGUGGCUCCUGUAUCUUACACACGGAGAGAAAAGUCACCAGCCUCCCCUGGGGUGCAUCAGCAAGGAGUCGGGGAAACGCGGAAAAACCGCAGGAGUUCAGCGGGCAACAAGGCACGGCAAAGCCCUCGUAGAUCUUUAAAUUGUUCUUAAAAUUGUGAAUAGUACACAUUUAAAAAUCAGGAAAAACUUUCCAUGCAAGGCCAGCAAGGAAAAUAAUCCACAUUGCUGUUAAUUCUGAAACGUCCCAUUACAUUACUCAAUGUUUUGCACGCAGAGCAAGUGGCUUAUUUGUUCAAA